Sorghum bicolor (sorghum) is the source of this 773-nucleotide messenger RNA. RefSeq lists its product as uncharacterized. The transcript is spliced from 3 exons. Gene Ontology annotation, molecular function: proton transmembrane transporter activity. NCBI's taxonomy places the organism in Eukaryota, Viridiplantae, Streptophyta, Magnoliopsida, Poales, Poaceae. The record is from RefSeq and is a predicted model, not a curated record. Gene Ontology annotation, biological process: proton motive force-driven ATP synthesis. The coding region runs from base 164 to 538 and encodes 124 amino acids.
AAAAAAAAAAGAGUGGAAAAAAAACAUUAUUCUACCUGGCUAGUGCCCGGCAAAAGGAAACCACAAGUCUGUGUGAGGGCACGAACCAAGUCGCGCCGCCGCCGCCGUCUCGGAUCGCCUCUUCCUCUCGGAUCUCCCUAGGUUUCGCGGCCGGAGCAGAUCCAUGGCGCUGGCGUCGAGGCUGGCGCAGCUGCAGGCCAAGGCGUGCGAGGCCACGCGGUUCGUGGCGCGGCACGGGUGCGAGUACCAGCGGUCCCUCGCGGAGAAGAACAAGAAGUACGUCGUGGAGCCGCCCACCAUCGAGAAGUGCCAGGAGCUCUCAAAUCAGCUCUUCUACACCCGCCUCGCCAGCCUUCCUGGUCGCUACGAAGCAUUCUGGAAAGAGCUUGAUCAAGUGAAGCAGCUGUGGAAGAACAGGAACGAUCUGAAAGUCGAGCACGCCGGUGUCGCAGCACUCUUCGGCAUCGAGCUGUACGCGUGGUUCUGCGCAGGCGAGAUCGUUGGGAGAGGAUUUACUUUGACAGGGUAUCAUGUCUGAGCGCGGAGCAACAAAUUCAGUCCCCUUUCGCUGAUGACUUCUUAGGCACAUAAUUCGCAGCCAGAUGCCUAGUUUGUUUUCGAAUUUAGAGAGAUUAUUUUUGGUGCUGUGUGAAAUGCACGCGUGCAUCUCGGUGAAACCGACUUAUUGAGAUACAAUAAUCUGCUACAUCAUGGUUUAAUUCUGGGGUACCACAACUGUUUGAUGUUAUUGAUGCCCUUGGUGACUUGGUCUU